Messenger RNA from Danaus plexippus (monarch butterfly), 1583 nucleotides. It is a transcript of the gene Ipp, whose product is annotated as inositol polyphosphate 1-phosphatase. The transcript is spliced from 4 exons. Bases 228 to 1250 code for a protein of 340 amino acids. The record is from RefSeq and is a predicted model, not a curated record. Lineage: Eukaryota; Metazoa; Arthropoda; Insecta; Lepidoptera; Nymphalidae. Gene Ontology annotation, molecular function: inositol-1,4-bisphosphate 1-phosphatase activity. Gene Ontology annotation, biological process: phosphatidylinositol phosphate biosynthetic process.
AUUCCAAAUUGACAACCGAUAGGCCAUAAUAGGAUUUAUUUUAUACUACUGAAAUAGUAGUACCUAUUAUUUUAUGACUUAUCAGAAUAAUACAGAAUAUGUGACUAUUUAAUAUAAUUCUUUUCUGCUAACGCUGUAAAAGCCAUAGGGAUAACAGCAUUUGUGAAUUUAACAAAAUAUACAUCCAGUGUAAACAUUAUACUACGUGCUGCCAGUGUACUGCUGCCAUGGCUAAUGUAGUGGAGGUGCUUAUUCACGCCUCAGAAAAAGCUGCUUCCAUAGCAAGAUCUUGCACUACAUCUGGAUCAGAGACGCUUCUUGUGACUGAAAAAUCUGAAACAGAAGCAAAUAAACGCUUCGAUAAAGAUUACAAAACCAUUGCUGAUGUUCUGGCUCAGGAAACAGCAAAAGCUCUUAUCACUGCUCACUUCCCUCAAUUAGUUGAUCAUGUGAGAGGUGAAGAGUGUACGGAAAUAAAUGGCGUUAAGAUCAGUCUGCAAAAUAAUGUAAAGAAGACGGCUGAACUGCUUAGUGCCAUAUUACCGCAGGCUAUAGCUCUUAAUAUGGCUGAAGCUGCCCAUAAAGAUGUCAGUCAGAACUUGCCUCAAUUGCCAUCAAAUCUUCCAGUUAUAGAUCCUGCGGAGGUAGGGAUUUGGAUUGAUCCUAUAGAUGGUACUGCUGAGUUUAUUGCUGGUAUUCAGGGUGAAGCCAAACCUGGACAUGGGUUACCUUGUGUCACAGUUUUGAUUGGAGCUUACUUACGGUCUUCUGGCAAACCAAUUCUGGGAGUUAUUAACCAGCCGUUCUACGACAAGGGUAAAGGCCGUAUAAUAUGGGGACUCAAUUAUGCGGACAAAUGUAAAUGGUCUCAUGAAAGUAAUGUCAGUACAAACAAAGUAAUUCUGAUGAGUAGUGCUGAAAAACCAGAAAUUGUUGAGAAAUUUAAAAGUCUUGGAUGGGAAGUGAAAUCUGUUCCUGGCGCAGGUCAUAAGCUCUUAAAAGUAGCUACAGGUGAAGCUUCAGCGUACAUAGUUUCUCAGGGGACUACUUUUCUUUGGGAUACAUGCGCCCCUCAUGCCAUAUUACUAGCUAAAGGUGGAAAUGUAUUGAACUACAGCGACUAUACGCCACUGACAUACAACAAUCAAAAGGAUCUCAAUGCAUAUGAAUAUUGUAACAAAGACGGAAUUAUAGCUUACGAUAAUAACUCCGUUUUGGAAGAAAUCAAAACUAUACUAAAUUCACUCUAAUAUUUUAAAUUUUUCAUAUAUUUCUUCUAAGUGUCAACUGUAGCAUGCCUCAUUGUAUUCCCAGUGGAAAUAACCAUUGACAUUUUUAUAAAAUUUAUAUAAGGAUAAAAAAUAUUGCAGUAUUGUAAUGUUAAGAUAAUGUGACGUGUAUUUAAUUAAAUUUAUGAGAAUAUAUAAAGUAUUUUAGAUUUAAUUUUUAAUGCAUUUCAAAUUGCAUAGAUUUAUAUCUAAACAUGAUCUCAUUUAUAUUAAUGACUUUAUAUUUAAUUUAUUGUAGUGUUUCUUGAAGAUGUCUGUGUUGUUGAAAAUAAAUAAUAAAAUGUUUAUUAUCUA